AUGGCUCCUGAAGCAGCUCAGUCGGAUAUCUUUCCUGAAUACGUCGAGGGGAUGGAGCUACUACUCUCCCUGAAAGAUGUCGGCUCAUCUUCCACGGACAGGACCUCCAUCGCUUGCAAGAUUGUAAAGGCAUAUCGUCCGUUCACCAUGUCCCCCGUCCUCCUUGUCUCAAUAUCUUUGGAAAACGGGUUCCCCCUUCCUUCAACCGCCAUUCUCAAACUGUACGAUCGGCGCUGCUUCACCAACAUCCGCACCGACUUCGACGAAGGCAAGCCGUGGUCGCUCGACAAGGAGCAGGAAUAUCGGCAAUAUCUCAACGACGUCUCCACCGGGUCUGCAGCACUCGGCGACUUCAAUAGCCCAACCUUCUUCUGGGACAAGGAGGUCUCGGACGGCGAGUUCGAGGCGUACCUCUGCCAUGUCGCGCAGCGGACGUUCGACGCGGAGCGCGCCGCGUACGCACGCCUGCACGAGCUGCAGGGGAGGAUGGUGCCCACGCUGUAUGGGGACAUCGAGUACGAACACGUCAACGCCGGCGCCCGCGGCGAUGGCGCGCCCGUCACGGACGUGGUCUCCGGUCUCCUCCUGGAAUACGUCUCGGCGCUCUCUCUCCGGCAGCUCGUCGCCACCUGGACGCUGCGCGACCCGCCGCUGCCGAACGCAGUUCUCGCCGCGCUGUGCAACGAGGCGGUGAGGGUCGUCGACCGCAUCUCCGACUUCGAGGUGCUGAACGAGGACGUGCGGGUGGACAACUUCCUCGUUCGCCAGGAAUUCCUGGCCCCGGCCUCUCGCGACGGAGGUGCGCCGUCCGUGGACGGCGCGGUGGUUCUGAUCGACCUCGGACAGUGUCGUCUUCGGCGCGAGGACGAGAGCGAAGAAGAGUGGAUCCAGGCCAAGUGGUCACAGGACGAGACGGGCGCUAUCGGAUUCGUGCUUCUCGGUCUAGUGCGACAGUUUGUUGGAGAGGAUAAAAAAGCGCCCUCCGUCAAAGAUUACCUGAACGGCAUCGACGUCUCCAAGGUCACCUCGGGCCUGUGGGACCCGGCGAAGCAGUGGAACCGCCUGCACGGCGACGGCAAGUCGUCCACGGGCGGCGCGUACCACAUCGAGACCAUGCUCGGCAGCGACGGCGUGUACAAGGCCAAGGUCGUCGGCCCAGGGGGAUCCACCGCCGUUUCCGCGAGCUGGCCCGCGGGCACGAAGCCGCCGUCGAGCGUCUCGCAAGUUAUCGCGGCUCUCAAGGCAAACGCCUAG
Molecule: messenger RNA, 1254 nt
Organism: Gloeophyllum trabeum ATCC 11539
Lineage: Eukaryota; Fungi; Basidiomycota; Agaricomycetes; Gloeophyllales; Gloeophyllaceae
Exons: 3
Coding region: 1-1254 (417 amino acids)
Source: RefSeq, a predicted model, not a curated record